Messenger RNA from Colletotrichum fioriniae, 1056 nucleotides. Its product is annotated as Chitinase 2. Gene Ontology annotation, biological process: carbohydrate metabolic process. The record is from RefSeq and is a predicted model, not a curated record. Gene Ontology annotation, cellular component: extracellular region. Gene Ontology annotation, molecular function: chitinase activity. NCBI's taxonomy places the organism in Eukaryota, Fungi, Ascomycota, Sordariomycetes, Glomerellales, Glomerellaceae.
AUGGUCCUGUGGCUGAUAAUACGACAGGGGCAAGGUCCGAACCAGGGCGACCUGAUCAACCAAUGCCAGCAGCCCGAGAUCGAUGUUAUUGUUCUCUCGUUUGUGCAUCUUUUCCCAGCCCAGGCAAAUGGAUACCCUGGAACAAACUUUGGUAAUCGAUGCGGCGGCCAAGUUUACCCGGGUCCUGGCUUCAACGGUGUCCUUGAUCCUUCGAAGGAUCAGUUGCAGUCAAACUGCCCUAGUCUCAAUGCUCAGAUCCCAGUAUGCCAGCAGCAGUAUGGCAAGAAAAUCUUACUAUCGCUCGGAGGCGGCGUAGUAUCAUACCAGCUCACAGGCAGAAACGAGGGUGAACUCCUCGCAACUUACUUGUGGUACAUGUUCGGACCGAAAGAUCCCAACUGGACAGGACCUCGUCCAUUCGAUUACAACGGACAAGCGGUUGAGGUUGACGGGUUCGAUAUGGAUAUAGAGCAUCCAUCCACAGACAACUCGGAAGGCUACAUUGCCCUGGUCACCCUUUUGCGUACAUUCUACGCAACAGCAUCGAAGCAAUACUACCUGACUGGCGCUCCUCAAUGCGUCGUUCCAGAUGCCAACAUGGCUGCCAUGAUCUCCGCCGCUAAGUUCGACAUGAUCUUUGUGCAAUUUUACAACACUCCUAGUUGCUCAGCUGCGACUUGGGCGGCUAGCAAUCCGUCCUACACCCCCGGUGCGACAUAUCAGCAAGCCGGGUUCACAUUUGAUGCCUGGGUUCAAUGGCUAUCGAACACCCCUAGCAGAGACGCAAAGGUGUUCAUCACCCUACCUGGUUCUUCAGAUGCCGCGAAUGCUGGAAACUACAUCACCCAUCAGCAGGCAAAUAAUCUCAUCAGCGCGUACUACUGCCGGCCCUCGUUCGGAGGCGUGGCCGUUUGGGAAGCAACUCGCGGUGAUAGCAACCCCUAUAACGGCAAAUCUUUUCAAGCCACCAUGAAGAUUUGGCUGCAGGGGGCUGCAUCAGACACGCGACUUGCCAGCUGCCAAGUAGGCGCCAUCAACAACGACGGCAUCUUCUAG